UGGGCAUUAGCAGCACGUGCAGCCACCACGUGUGCCACCAUCCCGCAGUCACCAUGGCACGCGCUGCCCGCCGGCACCCACAGCUCUCUGUGUCUGCUGGGUGGCACACGGAAGGAGCUGAGCCUGCCGCGCCGAGGGAGAGCCUGCCGAAGCAGCAACAGGAAGAGCCUGGUGGUGGGGACUCCAUCUCCAACCCUCUCGCGCCCUCUCUCCCCACUCUCAGUGCCCACAGCUGGGAGCAGCCCCUUGGACAGCCCUCGCAACUUCUCCGCCAGCACCUCCAUCAACUUCCCCUUCGCCCGCAGCCACGCUCCUCGGACUGACAGGGCUGAUGGCAGAAGGUGGUCACUGGCUUCGCUCCCCUCAUCUGGCUAUGGGACCAACACCCCCAGCUCCACCGUCUCGUCAUCCUCAUCCUCCCAGGAGCGGCUGCACCAGCUGCCAUACCAGCCCACCCCCGAUGAGCUGCAUUUCCUCUCCAAACACUUCCGCAGCACUGAGAGCGUCACGGAUGAGGAGGGGCGGCACUCGCCCUGUCUGCGCCCACGAUCCCGGAGCCUGAGCCCUGGGCGGACGAGUGGAACAUUUGAUAACGAGGUCGUGAUGAUGAACCACGUCUACAAGGAGCGGUUCCCCAAGGCUACAGCCCAGAUGGAGGAGCGCCUGCAGGACACGAUCAGGAACUUCUCUUCCAGCAGCACUCUGCCUCUGGCCGACGGGGUGCUGGGCUUCAUCCACCACCAGAUCAUCGAGCUGGCUCGCGACUGCUUGGCCAAAUCCCAGGGGGCCCUCAUCACUUCUCGCUACUUCAUGGAGCUGCAGGAGAAGCUCGAGAAGAUGCUGAGAGAUGCCCAGGAGCGUUCAGAGAGCGAGGAAGUGAAGUUCAUUGACCAGCUGGUGAGGAAGCUGCUGAUAAUCAUCUCCCGUCCUGCUCGCCUUCUGGAGUGCCUGGAGUUUGACCCUGAGGAGUUCUAUCAUCUCCUGGAAGCUGCUGAGGGCCACGCCAAAGUUGGUCAGGGCAUAAAGACCGACAUUCCCCGCUACAUCAUCAGCCAGCUGGGGCUCGUCAAGGACCCUCUGGAGGAGAUGGUCCAGCUGGACCACUUUGACAGUGGGAACACCAUCACCCCUGAGAACGACGAUGCCUGUGAGAGCCAGCAGUCGGUCAGUGCUCCUCGGAGGAAGCCCUGUGAGGGCGACUUUGAGACCAUCAAGCUGAUCAGCAAUGGAGCCUAUGGGGCCGUGUACCUGGUGAGGCACAGGGAGACGCGGCAGCGCUUUGCCUUGAAGAAGAUCAACAAGCAGAACCUCAUCCUGCGCAACCAGAUCCAGCAGGUGUUUGUGGAGAGGGACAUCCUCACUUUCGCAGAGAACCCCUUUGUGGUCAGCAUGUUCUGCUCCUUCGAGACGAAGCGACACCUCUGUAUGGUGAUGGAGUAUGUGGAAGGUGGGGAUUGUGCCACGUUGCUGAAGAACAUGGGCCCGCUGCCCGUGGACAUGGCGAAGAUGUACUUCGCUGAGACUGUGCUGGCACUGGAAUACCUCCAUAACUACGGCAUUGUGCACCGAGACCUCAAACCUGACAACCUGCUCAUCACCUCCAUGGGCCACAUAAAGCUGACAGACUUUGGGCUGUCCAAGAUUGGCCUGAUGAACAUGACCACCAACCUCUACGAGGGGCACAUGGAGAAGGACACCAGGGAGUUCAUGGACAAGCAGGUGUGCGGCACACCGGAGUACAUCGCGCCCGAAGUCAUCCUCAUCCAGGGCUACGGGAAGCCCGUCGACUGGUGGGCCAUGGGCAUCAUCCUGUAUGAAUUCCUUGUGGGCUGUGUCCCCUUCUUUGGGGACACCCCUGAGGAGCUCUUCGGGCAGGUGAUCAGCGAUGAAAUCAUGUGGCCAGAGGGCGAUGAGGCUCUUCCUGCUGAUGCUCAGGACCUGAUCACACGGCUGCUGAGGCAGUGCCCGCUCGAGCGCCUGGGCACCGGGGGUGCGCACGAGGUGAAGCACCAUGCCUUCUUCCUCCACCUGGACUGGAACGGGCUCCUGCGGCAGAAAGCGGAGUUCAUCCCACAGCUGGAGUCAGAGGACGACACCAGCUACUUCGACACUCGAUCCGAGAGGUACCGGCACUUGGACUCGGAAGACGAAGAGACCAAUGAUGAGGAAUCAUCUGUGGAGAUUGGCCAGUUCUCCUCCUGCUCCCACCGCUUCAGCAAGGUGUACAGCAGCUCCGAGUACCUGGCCACGCACUCCAACCUCAGCCUCUCAUCUUCUGAUCGGAGCCACAGCGAGGACAAGGAGGACAGGGCAGAGCGGUGGGACCGCCACUCGGGUGACGAGGACAAGAACCGGCCAUCGGGCGCAGAGCCCCGGCUGCGGUCCUGGACAUCCUGCAGCUCCACACCGUACACUGCCCAGCACGAGCGCAGCCGCAGCCCUGCUGCCCUGACCAGCACCUACAGCCUGGACACCAUGCCCAAGUUUGCCUUCUCCUCAGAAGAUGAAAGCCCUUGUGUGGCCUCAGCCAAGCCGGAGCGACCCAAAUUUGUGCUGGGAGACCCUGACUCUGGGGUGAAGACCUCAUCGCUAUCUGCUGAUCUCGUCAGUCUGAACCGCAUCCGCCUGCGGAGCAACAGCACCGGCACCAAGAACUCAGCUCCACGAGGCUUGGAGCCAGGCAGCAGCCGCCGGCUGAGCAGCCAGAGGGAUGGCGUGGAGAGGCCAAGAGCUUCACCGGGCAGCCGAGUGCCCAAAUCUGCUUCUGUCUCAGCCUUGUCCCUCAUCAUCACAUCAGAUGACUUCAGCAGCGGGGCCCUCAUGAGCCCCAUCUCCCCUCACUCGCUUUCAUCCAACCCCUCUUCCCGCGACUCGUCCCCGAGCCGGGAUUCCUCCCUGGCCAUCACCAGCCUGAAGCCCCCCAUCAUCAUCCACAGCUCAGGCAAGAGGUACGGCUUCACGCUGCGUGCCAUCCGCGUGUACAUGGGGGACAGUGAUGUCUACGCUGUGCACCACAUGGUCUGGAGCGUGGAAGAAGGGAGUCCUGCACAGGAAGCAGGGCUGAGAGCGGGUGAUCUCAUCACACACGUGAAUGGGGAGUCAGUGCUGGGCCUGGUGCACCGGGACGUCGUGGAGUUGCUGCUGAAGAGUGGCAAUAAGGUUGCCCUGAGGACCACCGCCCUGGAGAACACCUCCAUUAAAAUUGGCCCCGCCCGGAAAAACAGCUCCAAGACAAGGAUGGCCCGAAGGAGCAAGAAGAGCAGGAAAAGGGACAGCCAGGACAGGAGGAAAUCCCUUUUCAAGAAGAUCUCCAAGCAGUCUACGGUCCUGCACACCAGUCGCAGCUUCUCCUCCGGCCUCCACCACUCACUGUCUUCGAGUGAGAGCCUCCCAGAGUCCCCUACGCACAGCCUGUCCCCAGGUCCCACGACGCCCUGCCGCAGCCCCGCUCCGGACCUGCCCCCAGAUGCGGUGUCCCCACAGAGCACCUCUCCCUCCUCCAGCACCCCCACGUCUCCAGCUGGCCACGUGCGGCCCAGCACCCUGCACGGGCUGGCCCCCAAGCUGGGCGGUCAGCGCUACAAGGUGGGACGCCGCAAGUCCACCAGCAGCAUCCCGCCCUCACCCCUGGCCUGCACACCCACCUGUGCCCCGCGGCCCACGUCCCCGCAGAGGUCCCCUUCCCCGCUGCUGCCCGGACACCCCAAAACCACCCAUCCCUUCCAAGGCAAGACUGUCCCCCCCACCAUUGUGCGGCAGGGGCCGCGGCCACGCAGCGCCGAGUGCCCCCGCUCACCCCUCCUCAAGCGCGUGCAGUCAGCAGAGAAGAUGGCAACCUACCUGGCGGAGAAGAAGAGCGUGGGCAGCCGCAAGCUGGGGCCGGAGAUGCCUGCACGGGAUGGGACUGGGGAGGUGUUGGGGGAGGGCGAAGCGCCCGGCUCGGUGCACUCCGGGGAGCACGGCCAUGUGGCAGCCUGGCGGCAGGGAGAGCAGGAGAUGGUGGUGAUGCGGCGCCUGAACCUCUCUGAGCGCCGCGACUCCUUCAAGAAGCAGGAGGCUGUACAAGAAGUCAGCUUUGAUGAGCCGGGCAGUGAGGACGGUGCCAAGAGCGACACAGGGCAGGGCGAGGGCUGCGUGGAGCCCAGGGUCGGCCGGGUGCCGCAGAUCGCAGUGCAGGGCUCAGAGGGUGACGAGCAGGAGCCGGUGGGCUGGCAGUGCCAGGGCUCCUACCCACUGCACCUGUUGGGCACUGAUGGCUCUGCUGGCAUCGCUGUGCCAUGGCGGGACGGCCGCCGGCAGCACCGGACCUGUGGGGACAGGGCCUCCCCGGGGCUGUCAGCACGGGACAUCCCCUAAAAGCCAGCCUGGGCACGUGGCUCCAUGGGAUUUAACGCACUGCGACCUGGAGGUGCGACUUCUGUGCUCCCGGAGAGAUGCUCAUGUUUUUGCAGUGGUGUUCCCCUGGUGAGGCCCACACUGUAAAGAAAGGACUCGACGCAAAUACUCAGAACUACUCCAAACUAA
Molecule: messenger RNA, 4524 nt
Organism: Meleagris gallopavo (turkey)
Lineage: Eukaryota; Metazoa; Chordata; Aves; Galliformes; Phasianidae
Source: RefSeq, a predicted model, not a curated record